GUGUCAACACGGAGCGUUGUUUUUGUCGUAUUUUGUGCAAAAAAUAAUUUGUUUAGCUCCUAAUUAUUAAGCUAAAAUAUAAAAAAACAUGCUGUGAUAAUCACGAAGUGUAAUGAUCUUAAAAUAUUUUAGUGAAUAUAAGAUUUCUUUUUAGUUUACUAACAUAACCUAAAAGCGGUUGACGCGAUCUCCAAAAAUGUUUUCUAUCUGCCGCCAAACACACCCAGCGACUGGGAUCGAGCACGCUGUGAGCUGCUGCUUCUUCAGCACAGAUGAAGUGUGCCUGGUCACCGCUGGAGCGAAUAUUAUCAAGGUCUUCAGGCUAUUCCCUGAGGGCCAAACCAAAGAGGUCAAUGCCGCCGGUCAACAAAUACCCCCUAAGAUGAAGCUUGAAUGCCUCGCAACCUACACGCUAUGGGGCAACGUGAUGUCCAUGGCAUCGGUACGGUGCCCCAGCGCUGGCAGAGACCUACUGCUGGUGUCGUUCAAGGAAGCCAAGCUGUCGGUAUUACAAUAUGACCCGCAGACGAACAAUCUGAUCACUUUGAGCAUGCAUUACUUUGAAGAAGAUGAUAUGAAGAAUGGCUGGACAACACACCCACACAUUCCAUGGAUCCGAGUAGACCCAGAGUGUAGGUGUGCAGUGAUGCUGCUGUAUGGAAAGAAAUUAGCUGUGCUCCCGUUCAGAAAAGACAUCACAUCUGAAGACGGUGACCCGCUUGAGGCAAAACCGUUCAAUGAUACUAAGAAAAAUGCGCCCACACAAACUAUGACCCGUGCACCCACUCUCGCGUCCUAUGUCAUAGUUCUAAAGGAGUUAGACGAAAAGAUCGAUAACAUAUUAGAUAUACAGUUCCUGCACGGAUACUAUGAGCCAACGCUGCUGUUGCUGUAUGAGCCUGUGAGGACUUUUGCUGGCCGCACGGCCGUGCGCAACGACACGUGCGCGAUGGCCGGCGUGAGCCUGAACAUGAGCGCGCGCGUGCACCCCGUCAUCUGGGCCACGGCGGGGCUGCCCUUCGACUGUCUACAAGCUGUGCCGGUUCAGAAGCCGCUGGGUGGCUGUCUUAUAAUGGCGGUGAAUUCACUGAUCUACCUCAACCAAUCGGUGCCACCGUAUGGAGUAUCCCUCAACAGUAUAGCAACACACACAACUAACUUUCCUCUCAGAAUCCAGGAAGGCGUGUGCAUCACUCUAGACGGGGCUUGCGUGGCGCCACUAGGCGAGGCUCGCUUGGCGCUGUCGCUGCGAGGCGGACAGCUGUACGUGUUGACACUGCUGUCUGACAGCGUGCGCAGCGUACGAAGCUUUCACCUGGACCGCGCUGCUGCCUCCGUGCUUACUACUUGUAUGUCCGUGAUAGAAGAGGACUUCCUAUUCCUCGGAUCUCGUCUCGGUAACUCGCUUCUCCUACGAGUGACAGAGAGAGAAAACCGCAUGUUGUUCUCUGUAGAGAAACCUUUGGAAGCCACUGUGGAUCUGACUGUCUCUGACGCUGAAAGAGAAAAAGAAAAAGAGAAAGAAGCGAGUUCAAACAAAGACCAGUCUCAACAAAAAGACGACCCGGCGUCCAAGAAACGUCGCCUCGACUCGCUGAGCGAUUGUGUGGCGACCAACGUCAUAGAAAUCAGCGAUAAGGACGAGCUGGAAGUCUAUGGCUCAGAUAUCAGGACUUCUACGCAGUUGACUAGCUAUGUCUUUGAGGUGUGCGAUUCCCUCCUAAACAUCUGCCCAAUAGGCGAUGUAUCAAUGGGCGAACCGCAGCUUCAAACAGCCGGCGACGCGGAAACUGAAGCCGAGCCUUCCAUCGAGUUAGUUGCCUGCAGCGGCCGCGGCAAGAACGGAGCCCUGACUGUCCUACAGAGGGCGCUGCGGCCGCAUCUGGUCACUGCCUUCACUCUGCCAGGCUGCCUGGACAUGUGGACGGUGAUCGGCGAGCCAGCCGAGGGUCAGAGCUCCCGCGAAGUGCAUAAAGACAUGGAGGGAACACACGCGUAUCUUAUACUCACGCAGGACGAUUCUAGUAUGAUUCUCCAGACCGGACAGGAGAUCAACGAAGUGGACAACUCUGGCUUCAUGACGGGCUCGCCGACCGUGUUCGCCGGCAACCUCGGCCACAACCGGUUCAUGGUGCAGGUCACCACCACCGCCAUCCGGCUCAUCAAGAAUGGCACCAACAUCCAGUCCAUUCAGUUCGAGUGGACUGCCGAGUACGCCAACACGGCUGAUCCCUACGUGUGCGUGGUGUCCACUUGUGGGCGCGCGCUCGUAUUGGCUCUGAGAGAGUUCCGCGCUAAGGAUGGGACGCAAACGGGACGUCUAGCACCAACUCGGCAAGCGGUACCGGCGCGGCCGGCCCUAGCUCGAUGCGUGCCAUACCGAGACCUCAGCGGAUUGUUGGCACCACCUGACGCUCAUCCUGCACAGGUGAAGGGCGAGUUCCAAGGCAAAGCGCCCAGCAACGUGAAAGCCGAAGGCCUCAAGCCGGGCGCCAUCUACGAACUCAACGACGACGACGAACUUCUCUACGGCGGCGACCAGACGCCCGCUUCUAUGGCCAGCGUAAUGGACGUCUUUCGGCCGAAACGAACGAUAGUUACUAUAGCUAAAGGCGAGUUCCAAGGCAAAGCGCCCAGCAACGUGAAAGCCGAAGGCCUCAAGCCGGGCGCCAUCUAUGAGCUCAACGACGACGACGAGUUGCUCUACGGCGGCGACCAGACGCCCGCUUCUAUGGCCAGCAUAAUGUUAGCAGAACAGUCUAAAAACCCUGGCGUUCCUCGCCGCAUCUCGCGCUGGUGGAAGAAACAUCUAGUGGAGGUCAAGCCUACGUACUGGCUGUUCGUGAUCCGACGCAACGGGAACUUAGAGCUGUAUUCGCUGCCGGAGAUGAGACUGAGCUUUUUGGUCAGAGACGCUUGCGCUGGACAUAGGUUGGGCGUGCAUUCGCCGUCGUUUGUCAAAUGGUGGAAGAAACACCUGGUGGAGGUCAAGCCUACGUACUGGCUGUUCGUGAUCCGACGCAACGGGAACUUAGAACUCUACUCGCUUCCUGAGAUGAGACUGAGCUUCUUGGUCAGAGACGCUUGUGCGGGACAUAGGAUCCUAGCAGACAGCCUAGAAUCAGUCCCAGUCAUGCCGAACCCAGCGGAAGACGAGCAACUCAACUCUUCGCAUCACAACGCGUCAGUGGACCGAUUGCGAGAACUACUGGUGGUAGGGCUCGGGAACAAAGGAUCUCGCGUGCUGAUGUUGAUGCGCUGCGAUAACACGCUGAUGGUCUACCAGGCAUACAAAUACCCCCGAGGCAACUUAAAGAUGCGUUUCUCCCGAAUGAACGUGAGCUUUCCAUUCGGCUACACGGGUGGCGAGCCGCCGCCCGCUGACUCGUACGAAGGCACCUUCCUGAGGGAGCAUGUGAGGCAGAUGCGAUACUUUGGAAACGUGGGCGGCUACAACGGCGUAUUCAUCUGCGGGCCCACGCCCUACGUGCUGCUACUGACGGCCCGCGGGGAGAUCCGGCUGCACCCGCUGGCGGCCUCAGACACCACCGUCGUCGCCUUCGCUUCGUUCAACAACACCAACUGUCCGCAGGGCUUCCUGUACUUUACUGCCGAUUCGGAGCUCCGCAUCUGCGCUCUACCCACCCACCUAUCCUACGACGCUCCCUGGCCAGUGCGGAAAGUCCCCAUCCGAAUGACGCCGCACUUCGUGACGUACCACAUGGAGUCCAAGACUUACUGCCUGGUCGCGUCUACGUCACACCCCACGCAGACUUACUACAAGUUCAACGGGGAAGAUAAAGAGAAGUCCAAUGAGAAUAAGGGGGACAGGUUCCCGUACCCACUUCAAGAGCGGUUCUCCGUGGCGCUGUUUUCUCCAGUAUCCUGGGAGUUAAUCCCGAAUACACGCAUCGAGCUGGACGACUGGGAGCACGUCACCUGCCUCAAGAACGUGGCGCUGUCCUACGAGGGCACCAGAUCAGGACUUCGCGGUUACAUAGCAAUAGGAACAAAUUACAAUUACAGCGAAGACAUCACGUCAAGAGGAAGGAUAAUAAUCUACGACAUCAUAGACGUAGUUCCGGAGCCAGGCCAGCCGCUCACCAAGAACAGGUUUAAGGAGUUAUACGCGAAGGAACAGAAAGGCCCCGUCACUGCUUUGACGCAAGUGCUGGGGUAUCUGAUAUCUGCUGUGGGGCAAAAGAUCUACAUCUGGCAACUCAAAGACAACGACCUGGUGGGCGUGGCGUUCAUAGACACGCAAAUAUACGUGCACAAAAUGCUCGCCGUCAAGAAUCUCGUGCUCGUAGCAGAUGUAUACAAAUCCAUCUCUCUUUUGCGAUACCAGGCACAGCACAGGACAUUGUCACUUGUGUCGAGAGACCUGAGGAGUGCACAGAUAUACGAGAUGGAGUUCAUGGUGGACAACACGAGUCUUGGUUUCCUAGUCAGCGAGGCGGACGGCAACCUCGCGCUGUUCAUGUACCAGCCUCAAGCGCGAGAGAGCUAUGGCGGCCAGCGGCUGAUCAAGAAGUGCGACUACCACCUGGGGCAGCAAGUACACGCCAUGUUCCGCAUCGCGGCGCGGCACUCGCCCGGGGACAAGCUGCGCCGGCACGUCACUAUGUUCACGACCCUCGACGGUGGCGUAGGCUAUGUCCUGCCAGUGAGUGAGAAAGUAUACCGUCGAUUGUUGAUGCUGCAAAACGUCAUGAACAACUACUGCUGCCACGUCGCCGGACUCAACCCGCGCGCGCACCGCACAUACAAAUCGGCGCGCAAGCAAGGCGGCGGCGUGGCGCGCGGUGUACUGGAUGGAGAACUCGUGGCGCUAUUCCCGAUCAUGCCCAUCGCUGAGCAACACGACAUUGCAAAGAAAAUAGGUACAAAAGUAGAGGAGAUAGCGGCUGAUCUCUACGAAAUAGACCGACUGACAGCGCACUUCUAAAGUAAUAUUAAUUUGUACAUAUUAAUUAAAUGUAUUUUAAGUUAAAUUCUAAGAUUAUGAAACUGAA
Messenger RNA from Ostrinia nubilalis (European corn borer), 5015 nucleotides. It is a transcript of the gene CPSF1, whose product is annotated as cleavage and polyadenylation specificity factor subunit 1. NCBI's taxonomy places the organism in Eukaryota, Metazoa, Arthropoda, Insecta, Lepidoptera, Crambidae. The record is from RefSeq and is a predicted model, not a curated record. Gene Ontology annotation, molecular function: protein binding; nucleic acid binding. Gene Ontology annotation, cellular component: mRNA cleavage and polyadenylation specificity factor complex; nucleus. The coding region runs from base 197 to 4948 and encodes 1583 amino acids. The transcript has 31 exons.